AUGCCUCCCAUGAAACCUGUUCUCCCUAAGGACGCGAAGUCUGUCACCGAUCUCCCUCUUCGCUUGCGGAAUUUUCUCGCUCGUUAUCCUCCGGAAAUCCACUCGGCCGCCGUCCGUCGCCCUGACUUCUCUAAAUUGAGCGCAGAGCUAUCAGAAGAAAAAGCAUCCGGCGAAGUCCCAUCGCCAUAUACACCCGAUCGUGAUGCGAAGGGCUCAGCUGGAUUGGAAAAGGGAGCCUGGACUCCCUCAAAAGCACUGCUCAUUACCACCACAGAACUCCGCAACCCAUUUUUGCCGAAUAAGAGAUAUGGUAAAUGGGAAGCACCACGAUACGGUCUUCGUCAACAGGCUGAUCUGAUGAAAUUGGCCAUCAAAUACGGUGCUGAGGGCCUCCUUCCCCCUAGCCAGAAAUCAACCGAGUACAAGGAAACACGACGGGCCGAGCGUGGAUUGGCUAUCAAGGGUACUGGUGUUGGACAGAAGGUCAAGGGACACAAGUGGGAGCGUACCAUGGAGUCUCGUCUCGAAGAACGUCGCAAAGCGAUGGAGGGAAUGCCGGAAUUGGUUCGCUUGUGGAAGCAGAGAGGCCACGGACGUGGCUGGAAGCAAUGGCCCAAGCGGUAA
This is a messenger RNA of Penicillium antarcticum, 624 nucleotides long. RefSeq names its product mitochondrial 54S ribosomal protein mL59. Bases 1 to 624 code for a protein of 207 amino acids. The record is from RefSeq and is a predicted model, not a curated record. The transcript has 2 exons. Gene Ontology annotation, molecular function: structural constituent of ribosome. NCBI's taxonomy places the organism in Eukaryota, Fungi, Ascomycota, Eurotiomycetes, Eurotiales, Aspergillaceae. Gene Ontology annotation, cellular component: mitochondrial large ribosomal subunit.